AGAAGAAGAAGAAGAACAACAACAACAACAACAGAGCAAAUCGUUGGCUCAUUGGCUUUCCAGUUUUCUUAAAAUAAAAACACUCCAUGGCAGAACUUCAAGUCCUUGCAAAGUUCUGACCUCAACUUCAGUGCCAUUUUGUAGCAUUUGUCCUCUCUCAUCUUAGGGUAUCAGUCACACAGGUUCCUUCAUUACUGGAUUUGCCAAGUUCUGUCCAUUCUUAGAGACUUUCUUCUUGCUUCUUCCUCUGCUUGGAAGGUCCCUCUGCUGGCAUCUUCCUGGCUACUGUACUCACCCUACAAAGCUUCUCUACAUAUCACCUCUCCUGGGAACCCUAUCAUGAUUCCCAAAACAGACAGGUAUCCCUGUUGAUCGCUCACUGAGAACCUGGUACCUCUCUUAUAAACUUUAUCCCAAUUGAAUUUAAAUCACUGUGUCGUUGUUUAGUUCUGUUUCCACUGCUUAAUGUAAGAUCUGUGAGGCUGGGAACCCAUCUCUCUCUAUUCUCUACUGCUUACAAUACCUUGAAAAUAUUUGUACAAAUUCACUCCUCAAUGCAUACUUGUUGAUUAAUUAAUGGACUUAUUAGAAAGAAAAAAAUAAUAAAACAUAACUUUAAGAACCAUGCUUGUAUUUUCAAAUUCUGCUACCAGUACAGAAAAAUCUGUCAUUGCUGAACCAAUAUUUGUUUUUGAAAAGGGAGAACGAGCUUUCAAGAGACCUGCAGAAGACACCCCAUUCGAUGCCUCAGAACCUGAGUGUAAUGGUUUUUCAAGAAAGCGUGUACGGUCUUCAUCUUUUACUCUGUGUACUACAGAUUCUCAGUUCCAGGGAGUGUCAACCUUGUCUCAGAAGCGCCUGAGAUCUUCGUCCUUCACUGACCUCCCAACCUUCCCCCCUUCUGGGCCAGUGAAGAAAAACAAUGUUUUUAUGACAUCAACUCUUGUACAAAUACAUUCUGAUAUGAACAGUGCAGAACAAGGUCCUGUAAAACAUUCUGAACAUGUUCUAAGACCUGCUAUUUUACAGCCACCUCAUCAAGCUCAAAACUGUGAAAAAGUAGGACAAACAUUUGGGCACAAUGCCUUGGUAUCCUGCAAGAUUAAAGAAAAGUCGAAAUAUAAGAUUUCUGAAGGGAACUCCAAUUUAGUAAGUGAAAAUUUACCAAGUGCCAGAAUUUCAGUCCAGCUUUCUACUAACCAGCAAUUUUUAGGUUCAACAUCAGUAGCAUGUCAACCAAAUGGAAAGUGUUCUUUUAAAAGCUGCAGUUCUGAAUUUGUCUUUGGAGAAAAUAUGGUGGAAAGAGUUUUGGGAACUCGAAAACUAACCCAACCUCAACUUGAAAAUGAUUCAAAUUCCAAGCAAAAAACAUUCAAAUCUAUUCUGAAAUUUCCUAUCAACUCUCCAAAUUCAAGAGCAGACUCUAUUAACAAUACAUCCCUAAUUGAAUCUGCUGCUGCUUUCUCUUCCCAACCAUCUCGAAAAUACUUGCUGGAGAAAAUUGAUGUUAUAACAGGAGAGGAAGCAGAACAUAAUGUGUUAAAGAUCAACUGCAAGCUUUUUAUAUUCAACAAAACAACUCAAUCCUGGAUUGAAAGGGGCAGAGGAACUUUGAGACUGAAUGACACAGCAAGCAGUGACUGUGGAACAUUACAGUCAAGACUAAUUAUGCGUAAUCAAGGCAGUCUGAGGCUGAUCCUCAACAGCAAACUCUGGGCUCAGAUGAAGGUUCAAAGAGCAAACCGGAAAAAUUUGCAAAUAACGGCAACUAAUUUAGAAGACUAUAGCAUCAAAGUAUUUUUAAUUCAGGCCAGUGUCAAAGAUACAGGAUAUCUGUACGCAGCCAUACACCAUCGUCUUGUUGCCCUUCGAAGCUUUGAUAAGCUUCAGAAAGACGUCAAUCAAUCCGAAAGUCAGUCAGAAACAGUCCUCCAACAAUUAAACUGUGAAAGCUGUGAUGAGGAUGAGGACGAUUUCAUCCAAGUCACUAAAAAUGGAUCAGCUCCUUCUAGGUGGACCAACAGACAGUCGGUUGCCUGUUCAUGAGUACUACCUAUCAUAAAUAUGACAACAUCUAUAAAACAAUUGGUCAUCCUCCUGAAAAUAUCAAACCAUCCUAAUAAGAAGAUCCUAUUCAUUCCUUGAAGAGUUUUUACAGAAAAGUUGAUAUAUAAUUUGCUGCAAUUAAAAUUUUUCUCUUAUAUGUUUUACAUUUUCUAUUUUGAUUAUUGUAGAGAAAAUGACAGAAUAUAAGAAAUAAAUGGACUUCAGAAGUUCAAAAUUUAUUGUCUUUGAAAAGAGUUAAUUUUGAAUAGGAUUUAAUAGCUACUUUGGACUAUUCAUCACAUUGAUGAAUAUCAUACUUAAAGUUGUAAACUGUUAGAUUCAAUAAAUAGCUAACUAAAAUAUUUAUUUUUUCAGACAUACAUUAUCUGGCCAUAAAAUGAAUAUUUUACUAAAUUACGAGUCUCAUUUCUUUAAAAAAAUACUAUAAUUGUAUAACAUUUCAUUAAAUCAUGUUUAUCUUCUGGGAAAUGUAUAUUUUUACUCGGUCUUUGGAUUUCCUAACAAUAUAAGCUUCUAUAUUCAAGCAUGAAUUCCUUUGCAGAAAGUGUCUGUACUUGAACUUCUAUCCAUUGCAUCUUGUAUAUGCUUGACUCAUGGUCAGCACACAAUAGUUACUGAAUGAAUGAACAAAGUGUAAUACAUUAUCUAUGUAUCAAAAAAGUAAGUAUACAAAAAGACAAAAAUCUUACCUUGUUCUUUGCUUUAUUUAUGUAAUUAAAUUGUCGUUAAUAUUCUA
Sciurus carolinensis (gray squirrel) is the source of this 2803-nucleotide messenger RNA. It is a transcript of the gene Ranbp3l, whose product is annotated as RAN binding protein 3 like. Lineage: Eukaryota; Metazoa; Chordata; Mammalia; Rodentia; Sciuridae. Bases 625 to 2046 code for a protein of 473 amino acids. Gene Ontology annotation, biological process: protein export from nucleus. The transcript is spliced from 15 exons. Gene Ontology annotation, cellular component: nuclear pore; cytoplasm. Gene Ontology annotation, molecular function: GTPase activator activity. The record is from RefSeq and is a predicted model, not a curated record.